This is a messenger RNA of Sinocyclocheilus grahami, 2376 nucleotides long. Its product is annotated as TOX high mobility group box family member 2. The record is from RefSeq and is a predicted model, not a curated record. Gene Ontology annotation, biological process: regulation of transcription by RNA polymerase II. Gene Ontology annotation, cellular component: nucleus. Bases 155 to 1339 code for a protein of 394 amino acids. The transcript is spliced from 8 exons. Gene Ontology annotation, molecular function: chromatin DNA binding. NCBI's taxonomy places the organism in Eukaryota, Metazoa, Chordata, Actinopteri, Cypriniformes, Cyprinidae.
CUCUGUUUUUCUCUCCUCUCUGUCUCCUCUUUUCUCCAUCUCUCAGAGCAGAUACGGUGUAGGAGAUCGAGGUGUUAGGCUGUACGGCGCUUUACCCUUGAGGCCCAACCCUGAGGAGAAAAGACUGCCCUCUUCAGGGUUUGAUGGUGACAACAUGUACAUGAGUGAGAACAACCAAGAGUUCCUCUCCCCGAGUCAGCAGAAUUACUCAGGACAGGGAGGGGGCAGUGGGAACGGCGGAGGAGGGGGAGACGAGGACUACGAGAUCCCUCCUAUAACCCCACCGAAUCACCCCGAGCCGCCGCUGCUGCACCUGAUGGACCCCGAGUCCGGCUACCUGUGUCACUCCAUCCCUCACAACGGCCUGAUCAACCCGUACUCGUACCCCGAGCUGCCUGCCCUCAUGAUGUCCAACAUGCUCGCCCAGGACGGACACCUGCUAUCCAGCCAGAUGCCCUCGAUCACAGGAGAGAAGCGACCCUCCUCUGACAUGAUGAAGCCCAAGCCCAAACCUCAGAAGAAGAAGAAGAAGAAGGACCCCAACGAGCCGCAGAAGCCCGUCUCAGCCUACGCACUCUUCUUCAGGGACACUCAAGCCGCCAUCAAGGGGCAGAACCCCAACGCCACCUUCGGAGACGUCUCCAAGAUCGUGGCCUCCAUGUGGGACAGUCUGGGAGAGGAACAGAAACAAGCAUACAAACGGAAAACAGAAGCAGCAAAGAAGGAGUACCUGAAGGCCCUGGCAGCGUACCGAGCAAGCCUGGUUUCCAAGACCUACAGUGACCCGGUGGAGAGCAAAAGCGCCCAGUCUAGUCAGCCAUCAUCACACAUGAUGGGUCCCAAUGCCCCCCUGUACAGCGUCCCGCCCCAGCCCUCCUCCCCGUACCUGGGCCCCAGCCCCUUCCCCCUCUCGGACCUCCAGAGCUACGCGGUGGGGGCUCCCAGACACGGCCUGCCCCGUUCUGCCAUGCUGCCAGCACUCAGUGCCUCCCCUCCAGCAUCCUUCCAGAUCAGCCCUCCCCUCCACCAGCAGCUCUCUCUGCACCAGGGCUCCCUCCUCAACCAGCCAAUCCGCAUGCAGCAGGUCCAGUCGCAGCCAAUCAUCUCUCACCAGAUGGGCCUCCAGGCUCCGCUGCACUCCCCACCCCCAGGACAGCAGGGAUUCUCUCACUUACAGUCCGAGUAUCAGAAGAGCGUGGGGGAGUCUCAGUCUCCAGGAGCUCCGAACCCAGUGGGCCAGAACCCCGACUGGGACAGCGAGUACUGCAACCGGGAAUGCGGCGGAAACCACUGCAGUGGCAGUAUGAUAGGCAGGGAUAAGCCACUCUACCUCACUUGAAGCAAGACAAGGAGAAUGGAAAGAGAAAAGAUGAAACAACACCAGGGAGUCCCCCGCACCUCUCCACCCUUCCCAGACAUCAUCAGUUUCCCUCAGUGUCAUUUUUCAUUCGUUUUUAGAAGGAUGUGUGUGUGUACGCGUUCUGAAGACUACUAGUGAUCCUCUCAUUUUUACCAAGCACUUAAAAAUGUACAGGCCUCUCCGCCAGAGAUCUCAGAGAGCACUCACCCCAUCUCUGAAUAAACUUAAAAGAAAAUGACAAAAAAAGAUGUAUAUAACAAAAACGAAAAAAGAAACAAAAAAAUGCCCUCAGGGCAAAUGAGCUUUAACUAAAACAGAGGAAAAACUCUCCUCGUAGUUUCUCAGUUACUUUCCUCCUGGUCUCAUUUUUAUUUUUAUUUGAUUUUUUUGUUUUAUUGUUGUACUUUUAUUUAUUUUCUGCUUGCAACAUAGCACUUCUUUUGGCCGAUAACAGGUCCUUUACUUUAGAGAAAAUACUCUUCUGAGGGCGAUACGUUGCUGUUCAACUAAUGCUCUGUGAAUUUUACGCAAAAAAAUAGACAAGAAAAAAAGAAAUAAGUAAAAGGAAAAAUUGAUAAAUACAAGUUCUUUUUGUAAUUUUAAAGACCCACGUAGGUCUUUGUUGAUCUGUCACAGUGUGAUUGUAAAUAUCACUUUUUGGGGGUCAAAUUGGGCAGAUGAAGUCCAGAUAUUUUUUCUUCUUUAAUAUGACAUAAUUCAUUGAUUUGUAUUUUAAAUGGUAUUUGUGAAUGCGUGCUGGUAUGAAUGAGCGUGUGAGUGUAUUUGUUGCGUUGUGUAACUGAACAGCCUGUGCAGGUGAUAUCAGAAGAGUGUUUCCACACGUACACAAUCUUGCAUUAAAAUCUGUGCUCAAUGGUGUGAUUUCCCAAAAAAGAUCCAUGGCAAAAACAAUGACAGACUGCAUGACCUGGCUCUCCAUUUAGGCUCCCCGAUUCAUCGGAGACUAAUUUUUUAUUUUGAAGCAAACUCCUACAUGACUUAGUAUGGAAGCCUGU